Molecule: messenger RNA, 2550 nt
Organism: Serinus canaria (Common canary)
Lineage: Eukaryota; Metazoa; Chordata; Aves; Passeriformes; Fringillidae
Gene: ANKRD13D
Product: ankyrin repeat domain 13D
Exons: 15
Coding region: 66-1928 (620 amino acids)
Cellular component (GO): cytoplasm
Molecular function (GO): protein binding
Source: RefSeq, a predicted model, not a curated record
GCGGGCAGGCCCCGCGCUGCGGCCCGGUCCGUCCGCCCCGGCGGCCCCGGGGACAUGGUGCCGGGAUGGCCCGGCCCGCCGAGACCUUCCCGCUGCACCGGCUCGUCUGGCACAACCGGCACCAGGCGCUGGACAGCGCCCUGCGCGCGGGGACGCACGAUGUGGAGCUGACAGACCCGCGUGGCCGGACACCCCUGGAGCUGGCCGUGUCCCUGGGCCACCUGGAGUCGGUGCGGGUGCUGCUGCGGCACAACGCCAACGUGGGCCGGGAGAAUGCCAAUGGAUGGACGGUGCUGCAGGAGGCAGUGAGCACGGGGGACCCCGAGAUGGUGCAGCUGGUGCUCCAGUACCGUGACUACCAGCGGGCAACGCGGCGCCUCGCCGGCAUCCCCGAGCUGCUCAGCAAACUGCGGCGGGCAUCAGACUUCUAUGUGGAGAUGAAGUGGGAGUUCACGAGCUGGGUGCCCCUGGUGUCCAAGGUGUGUCCCAGCGAUGUGUACCGCGUGUGGAAGCGCGGCGAGAGCCUGCGGGUGGACACCACCCUGCUGGGCUUCGAGCACAUGACGUGGCAGCGCGGCCGCCGCAGCUACAUCUUCAAGGGGGAAGACGAGGGGGCCGUGGUGAUGGAGGUGGACCACGACAAGCAGGUGGUGUACACGGAGACGCUGGCGCUGGCCCUGCACGAGCCCGAGCUGCUGCUGGCGGCCAUGCAGCCCAGCGAGGAGCACGUGGCUGGCCGGCUCACCUCACCCAUCGUGUCCACACACCUGGACACCCGGAACAUCGCCUUCGAGAGGAACAAGUCUGGGAUCUGGGGCUGGCGCUCGGAGAAGAUGGAGAUGGUCAGCGGCUACGAGGCCAAGGUGUACAGUGCCAGCAACGUGGAGCUGGUCACCAAGACCAGGACGGAGCAUCUCUCCGACCAGGACAAGUCACGCAGCAAAGGCUCCAAGACCCCCUUCCACUCCUUCCUGGGCAUUGCGCAGCAGCACGGCACCCACAAUGGGGCACCCGUCCUGCAGGCUGCCAGCCCCACCAACCCCACAGCCAUCACUCCCGAGGAGUACUUCGACCCCCACUUUGACCUGGAGACCCGCAACAUCGGGCGCCCCAUCGAGAUGUCCAGCAAGGUGCAGAGGUUCAAGGCGACGCUGUGGCUGUGCGAGCAGCACCCGCUGUCGCUGGCGGAGCAGGUGACGCCCAUCAUCGACCUCAUGGCCAUCUCCAACGCCCACUUCGCCAAACUGCGCGACUUCAUCACCCUCAAGCUGCCCCCUGGCUUCCCUGUCAAGAUCGAGAUCCCCCUGUUCCACGUGCUCAACGCCCGCAUCACCUUCAGCAACCUGUGCGGGUGUGACCAGCCCCUGGGCUCCGUGCGGAUCUGCGCCCCUCCGGAGCCCCCUGGCUCCCACCCCGCUGGCACCCAGCCCUCAGGGCACAGAGCGUGGCCAUUCCCGUGCGAGGUGGAGGCGGGCGUGUUCGAGGUGCCGGCGGGGUACACGGUGCUGGGUGCGGGGCGCAGCGAGCCCCUGCGCGAUGAGGACGAUGACCUGCUGCAGUUCGCCAUCCAGCAGAGCCUGCUGGACGCCGGCACCGAGACCGACCAGGUGACCAUCUGGGAGGCGCUGACCAACACCCGCCCCGGGGCAGAGCCUCCGCCCUACGAUGAGGACCUGCAGCUGGAAAGGGCGCUGCAGGAGAGCAUGCUGCUGCAGGCCGGGCCCAGCGCUGAGCCCCCGGCCGUCGGGAGCCCCCCCGGAGCGGGCGGCGGGAGCCCCCCGGGCCCCCCCGGGUACGGCAGCUUCGCGGAGCAGCUGCGCCUGGCCAUGGCGCUGUCGGAGCGGGAGCAGGAGGAGCGGGAGCGGCGGCGGCGCGAGGAGGACGAGGAGCUCCAGCGCAUCCUGCGCCUCUCCCUCACCGAGAAGUAGCGCCCCAGGGCACUCCACGCCGGCACAGGGACAUCCCACGCAGGGGCCGGGGUGUCCCAUGUGGGGUCGCCCCACGCACGGACGCAGAUGUCCCACGUGGGGACACCCCUUGCAGGGAUAGGGACACCCCAGCCCGGGGACGCCCCCGUGCGGGCACUGUCCCACACCAGGAUGGCCCGGCGCAGGCACAGCCCUGCCUGGGGAGCAGCCGGUGCCGGGAUGGCCCCCCCGUGAUGGGGACCCCCCUGAUGGGGGUACCGCCCCCCACAGGGGAUUUGAUCCAGGGAUCCUCCUACCCCCGGGACCCCCAGUCCAGGGCUCUUCUCCCACCAGGCUCAAACCUCAGCCCAGGGACCCUCACCUGGGGAUACCCCUGUGCCCAGGAGCCCUCCCUAGGGAACCCCCUCCUCUUUGGUGUUGUACUGUGACCCAUGGGGGGCAGGACAGACCCGGGGGUCCCCGUGGGAUGCAGGUGACCCCUGUUUUAAGGCACUGCAGUGUGGGGGGGACUGCUGGGGGACCCCCAAGCCUCAUCCUUUGGGGCAGUGGGGGGGCAAGGGGGCCCCGAAUGUCUGUACAUAUACAUAUACAUAUAUUAUAUAUAUAUAUAUAUAUAUACACA